AUUUAUUUAUAUAUAAUACUAGUUUUUGUGUGAUUGCUGUUUGGCUCCGAAUUUUAUAUCCAUAAUUUUUUUUUUUUAAUCUCCCCUUGGUUGAUCGGUGAACACAAAAAAAAAAAUCUAAAAUAAUCGCAAAAUACAUUUGAAGAAGCUACACGAUCAACAACAGCAAAGGAUUUCGAUUGUUGAAAAAGUUGACUCUUCUUAAUUUGAUUCGUUGUCUUGGUUUCUGGGUUUUCUUCUUCUUCUUCUGCGGCGCUCUCCAAUUUUACACCUUGCGACCAGCGAGAAAAGAAACAAAUUUCACCCCCAUUGAAGAAGGUUUGUUUCCCCUAAUUGCUUGAUUUUAUUCUGAGAUUAAUCCCAGGCGCCAAUUAUAUGCUUCUGUUCUUCUGAUAAAUCUUUGCCCUUUUACGAUUUUUCUUUGAUUUUACCCUAGUUUUAUGGUAUAAUCUGGGUCAUUUGAGGGUUUAAGCUUUCUUUGUGGAUUUGCAGGACCUUUGGUUAAGCUCCAUGGUGUGGUAUGCGCAAAGUGGACAAUACCUAGAUGGGUGUUUCUCUUCUGAAACAACAACAUCGUAUUACAAAUCAAGCUGAUACUUUUUCUAGAUUCAUGGAAAGAUCACCAGAGAAUAAUCUAAGCAGAAAUGAGCACAUCAUCAUUGACAUUCCAAGAAAUGCCGCCAUUGCAUCAUCAUCAUCUUCUCAUGAUAGAAUCUCAAAUGUUUUGGAACCUUUACAACAUGAGGAAGAGAGACCUUCUACUGUUUCUCCCAUGGCUGCUCCUCAGCCAGCUACAGCUACAGCUUCUUCUUCUUCUUCUAUGCGAUCAAAUCCUAGAAGUGUCCGUCGUAGAAGAAGUCCUUUGAAUUCUGGCUUAUGGAUUUCUAUUGAACUAUUCCUCACUGUUGGUCAGAUCAUUGCAGCUAUUGUCGUUUUGUCUUUGUCAAAACAUGAGCAUCCUCGUGCUCCUUUGUUCACUUGGAUUGUUGGUUAUGCGUGUGGAUGCGUUGCUACACUCCCGCUUUUGUACUGGAGAUAUUAUCAUUCGAAUCAGGCUUCUGAACAGGAUUCUGGUCAGCACCGUCCUAAUCUUAAUGUUGCAGCAGGACCAUUCGCCUUCUCGAUAUCCAGGACAUCCGAAGCAGAUGGUCGACAGACCAAUACCACCUCUUCUCGUGGUAGUAGAUAUCCUGGGUUUAUAAGUGCUGCCAGACUUAAAGUUAUCGUGGAAUACUUCAAAAUGGCUCUGGAUUGCUUCUUUGCGGUGUGGUUUGUGGUAGGUAAUGUAUGGAUAUUUGGAGGGCAUUCAUCUGCUGCCGAGGCUCCUAACUUGUACAGGUUAUGUUUAGUGUUUCUUACCUUUAGCUGUAUUGGCUACGCGAUGCCCUUCAUCCUCUGUACAACAAUAUGUUGCUGCUUGCCUUGCAUAAUCUCAAUUCUCGGAUAUAGAGAAGAUUUAACGCAACCUCGAGGUGCCACACCUGAGUCGAUUAAUGCGUUGCCGACUCAUAAAUUUAAGUUGAAGAAAAGCAGAAGUAAUGGCGAUGACAAUGGUUCAAGUACUAGCGAAGGUGGAGUUGUGGCGGCUGGAACAGAUAACGAACGAGCUAUUUCAGGAGAGGACGCAGUCUGUUGCAUUUGCUUAGCGAAAUAUGCGAAUAACGAGGAGUUAAGAGAGCUUCCAUGCUCACAUUUCUUCCACAAAGAGUGCGUUGACAAAUGGCUGAAGAUCAAUGCCUCUUGCCCUCUAUGCAAGAGCGAAGUUGGGGAGAAGAACUCUGAUUUGACUAGCCAAGGGAUCUUAACCUCGCUCUCUUCUGGGGAAAACGAUAACCAUCAACAACAGCAACAACAACAACGGAGUGAACUUAGAGUUGAGAAUGGUUUGGCCAAUAAUGUUAUCUAGAUCUUCGAGAUUUGCUCUAUGUCCGAGAAAACGGCAAAUUAGCCGUUUGGCGAUGUUCCUACACAAAAUGGGGUUUGCUUCUCAUUGCUAAGAAGGUGAAGAAAGACACGGCGAAGAUCCUGUUCUGUAAAUGCUUUUUGCCGUUGUGAAUUGGAACCUCUUGAGUGUAGAAGAGUUCGAGAAUCGGUGAUUGAGUUUGAGCGUGUUCCAAAUACUUGUUUUUAUUUAUUCUCUGAAUUUGUCACGAGUACCACCUCUAUACGAGAGCCAGGGAUCUUUCGAGACCUUGUGCAGCUAAAGUGCCUCAUUCAUGGUCUCUCUGCGAAAAAUUAGAAUAAACCAAAUAAAAUAUUUAUACCUUUAUACUGGACC
This is a messenger RNA of Arabidopsis thaliana (thale cress), 2278 nucleotides long. RefSeq names its product C3H4 type zinc finger protein. Gene Ontology annotation, molecular function: zinc ion binding. The coding region runs from base 545 to 1906 and encodes 453 amino acids. The transcript has 5 exons. The record is from RefSeq and is marked reviewed. NCBI's taxonomy places the organism in Eukaryota, Viridiplantae, Streptophyta, Magnoliopsida, Brassicales, Brassicaceae.